AUGUUGGGCGCUUAUUCGAAUAAAUACGAUAUAUGCAAAUGGUUUCGGGCUAACCAACUCACUCUGAAUGUCAAGAAAUCUAAUUUUUUACUUAUUGGUAGCGGUUCCCACCUAAGUAAAGUAGGGUCGAUCCAUAUUUCUGCUCUGAUGUGCCUCUCGAAUAAGAUACUGAUGUAGACUCUUAUGCGUACUUUGGUUUGUGAUCAACAACCAGUUUAGCUGGCCGGACUCACCACAUUGAUUACAUUUGUGGUAACUGAGAUCAGCAAAAAGUUAGGUCUCUUGAAGCGUAUUAAAUCUUGCCUCCCCCUCAACGCUAGAAUUACUUUUUUGGUUUUAUCUUACCUCUUUUUGACUAUGAGGGUAAUAUAUGGAGAUUGGGGAAGUGCCUCCUUGAUGUCUGAUAUUCAAAUGUUGCAAUAUACAAGUGUUACAAAAUAAGGCAGCCCGCCUUAUUUAAGACCUUCUGCGUAUUCUUCUGCAUCCGAGGCACUUAAGAGACUUGGUUGGAAGCCUUUAUCACAACGUAGAAUGGAACACCAAGCUAUUUUUAUGUACACGUUACUUAACUAUUAUUUUUGCUGCUCGAUCCCAGUUUCAUUCAACGGUGAUUUUCAUGAUUAAUGAAAUUCUCAUCUCCAGUACCACAAGACGCUGGGAUCACUGGUCGUNUCUCUUUAUGUUGGUACUUAUUCAAUUUCAGUCUCAUUGCCAUCCAAGUGGGUGGGGUGGGGGUGGGCGCUUAUUCGAGGCUAGGUGCUUAUUAACUUUUUCUGCCUUUAGGAUGGGCGCUUAUUCGAGGUGGGCGCUAAUUCGAUGUUGGGCGCUUAUUCGAAUAAAUACGAUAUAUGCAAAUGGUUUCGGGCUAACCAACUCACUCUGAAUGUCAAGAAAUCUAAUUUUUUACUUAUUGGUAGCGGUUCCCACCUAAGUAAAGUAGGGUCGAUCCAUAUUUCUGCUCUGAUGUGCCUCUCGAAUAAGAUACUGAUGUAGACUCUUAUGCGUACUUUGGUUUGUGAUCAACAACCAGUUUAGCUGGCCGGACUCACCACAUUGAUUACAUUUGUGGUAACUGAGAUCAGCAAAAAGUUAGGUCUCUUGAAGCGUAUUAAAUCUUGCCUCCCCCUCAACGCUAGAAUUACUUUUUUGGUUUUAUCUUACCUCUUUUUGACUAUGAGGGUAAUAUAUGGAGAUUGGGGAAGUGCCUCCUUGAUGUCUGA
Molecule: messenger RNA, 1220 nt
Organism: Porites evermanni
Lineage: Eukaryota; Metazoa; Cnidaria; Anthozoa; Scleractinia; Poritidae
Source: the annotation of a GenBank genome assembly